Molecule: messenger RNA, 1020 nt
Organism: Saccharomyces eubayanus
Lineage: Eukaryota; Fungi; Ascomycota; Saccharomycetes; Saccharomycetales; Saccharomycetaceae
Gene: HUT1
Product: UDP-galactose transporter HUT1
Exons: 1
Coding region: 1-1020 (339 amino acids)
Biological process (GO): UDP-galactose transmembrane transport
Cellular component (GO): endoplasmic reticulum membrane; Golgi membrane
Molecular function (GO): UDP-galactose transmembrane transporter activity; UDP-glucose transmembrane transporter activity
Source: RefSeq, a predicted model, not a curated record
AUGGCGGGGAGUACAUCCAAUUUGGUGAUCUGUGCGAUUGGGAUCUAUGCUACUUUUUUAACCUGGGCACUGGUACAGGAGCCUUUGGCCACAAGAGUAUGGCCGAACUCUAUGGAAAAGUUUCAAUUUCCUAACGUGAUUGCCUUCAUGCAAGCCAUUGUGGCAAUGGUGAUGGGGCACCUGUAUUUGAAAUGGAAGAGAGUGGCCUAUUCACCCACCACGAUGAUCAAGGACCACUGGAAACAAUUGAUGUUAAUUUCGUUUACACAGAGUAGUUCAGGUCCGCUGGCAACGACAUCUCUGAAAUACGUGGAUUAUCUGACCUACAUGCUGGCCAAAUCAUGCAAGAUGAUACCUGUUCUAUUGGUACACUUGCUGUUGUAUAGAACACCCAUUUCAGGUCAGAAAAAAGUUGUGGCCAUCUUAGUCAGUCUCGGUGUCACUAUUUUCACUAUUGGUGGCAAUGAUGGUAAGAAGUUGAGGAGGUCGCUUGACGGCGAUGGGAACAGGUACAAACUGCAUGGGUUUGGGCUGCUUUCCUCUAGUUUAUUCCUCGACGGGUUAACUAAUGCUACCCAGGAUAAAUUGCUUAAGGCCAACAAGGCCAGUGGGAAUGGGAAACAGAGUUUGAUAACCGGCGCGCAUUUGAUGUUUACGCUAAACCUCUUCGUGGUACUGUGGAACGUUUUGUAUUUGUAUGUGGUUGACUGUAAACAAUGGGAAAGCUCUGUUUCCUUAUUGGCCAAGGACCCACAAGUAUGGGGUUACCUGAUGCUUUAUUCAAUCUGUGGCGCCAUGGGUCAAUGUUUUAUUUUCUAUACCUUGGAGAAGUUUGGCUCUCUGGUCCUAAUCAUGAUAACAGUGACCAGAAAGAUGGUUUCCAUGAUUCUGAGUAUUGUAGUCUUCGGUAAGACCGUGGGCUUCCAACAAUGGGUGGGAAUAUUCAUUGUAUUUGGUGGGAUCACAUGGGAAGCACUUGGCAAGAAGAAGGCCAAGACCCCAAGAACGAAAUCAGAGUAG